AUGUCCCGCGGAUCUUUCCAAUCGCUUCCCCUUGAGAUUCGUGAGUACGUACUCACCCUCGUAUCAGACUACCAUACGCUGCGAAGUGCGGUUUUGUCCUCAAAAUGUGUACAUAAUACAUUUUUACCGAGGAGGAGGACCAUCAUGCGAGAGGUCGGGCUCAACGAAAUUGGACCUGCUCUGCCGUGGGCCUUUGCGCUCGUGCGCAUGAAGUAUGCACUUGAAGAAGCACCCUUGCAGGUAGUCGUGGAGGGUUUGACCGAUACGAGCCCGGAUUCUGCGUAUUGGAACAUCGAUAUUGGCGGACGGGAGGCAAAAGCGUUGCCAAUUGUAUCAGCCGCAACAAGGAGGCUUGAAUCGUUUUUCUGUCUACUACGCAAAGACAGAACUGCUCCUACCAGUACACUCUCUGAAGUCGAGAGUCUGAGAUUUCAUCGUGCAAUCUACCGGACAUGGAUUAUAACCGUACUCCUCGGAGAUGACAUGCACCAACUUUCCGAUAUCGUCAUCAAGGGCAUUAAGGUUUUCACGGAUCUGUGUGAGAGGGAGCUCGCAGAAUUACAUGAAGUAAUGCUAUUUCUCGGUGCGAUGUUUUCCAAGAUUCCGAGAUCAGGAACAAAGCUUUUCGAAGACUUCCGUGAUGCCAAUCCGCCUCUUAAUGUAGUUCCUGAUGUUGCCCUAGCUUCUAUGACAGGUCGUUUCAGUCCUACGAGAAGCCUAUCCAGACUGCCCUUCUUUAAUGGUGUCAAUCGCUUCAAGCGCACGGCGAUUGAGCAAAGGAUCGGGAAACAGAUUGGAAAGAAAUAUUGGAGACGAUCCAUUUUAACUAGAUACCGGGUUGAAACUAUACAGAGAUGUCAGAAGUGCGGUAGGCGAAACGCGGGAUUAUUUGGAGAAAACAACUGGCAUCUACUCCACCGUUAUCUGGAGUUUGGCUUGCUUCUCAACUGUCUGCCAGGACGCAUUCCCGGCAAUAAAUAUCUUGCUGGAGAAAUCAGAAGGUUACUCUCUCGCCAAGACUCAUUAACAUUCCUGCUCUGCGAGCUGUUUGAUUCUCAAAACGACCCGGAGGGCCGGUGGAAAAAGUCUGAUUGGCUGUGUAUAAAUUGCAUCAGGAACUUUUGGAAGGAGAGUUUGCUCUCAUGGAUUGUGGACCAAUUGGUGGAAGGUGAGCCAUGA
Fomitiporia mediterranea MF3/22 is the source of this 1179-nucleotide messenger RNA. RefSeq lists its product as uncharacterized. Bases 1 to 1179 code for a protein of 392 amino acids. The transcript is spliced from 5 exons. NCBI's taxonomy places the organism in Eukaryota, Fungi, Basidiomycota, Agaricomycetes, Hymenochaetales, Hymenochaetaceae. The record is from RefSeq and is a predicted model, not a curated record.